AUGCAUAUACUCUACAUACUUGUCAUUUUACAAGCUUGCGUAUUUCUCUGUAUUGACUGUAAAAGAUCAGAUAUCGAUCAAUUAGCUGAUGCAUUUGCGGAACUCGGCGUUUAUUUACAAGGGCAACUGAAAGAUUUAAAUGGGCUUAUAGAAAAAUAUGCGGAAUAUAUUGAAACUUUGGCGAAAUCAGGUUCACAGUCCGUUUAAAUACUGACAUCAGGUAAAUAAACAUAAACAUAGAUGAAACAAACAUUUCUAUGUGUCCUGAAUUCCGGUAAGAUUGUGAACCUAGUUAGUGGGUUGGUAUUUGCCUAUGUGAUGUGCCGAUAAUUCAGCGCUAAAAUAAGAGAGAAAUUAGUAACUGUAAUAACAGGCUUCUCUAAGGCUUGUACAUAUACUUUAUUAAGUCUUUUACUUUCAUUAGAAAAACUAAAACACUGGUUUUUCGGUGCGUUUAAACAACCACACAUACAAAAAUAUUUGUUCGAUAAUUGAGUGCUGAAAAUGUCGUCAAGGUCAGAGAUGAAAUAACCCAAUGAAGUUUUAGUGCUCAGAUCACAUUAAGCAGCUUCCGUAAUUUUCUUACUAUGAUUCUACUAUUGUUCAUUUCAGUAGAACUUACUCUGCUUUUUUUCAUUUUUAGAUUUAACCAGUGAAUCUGCUGC
Molecule: messenger RNA, 665 nt
Organism: Trichobilharzia regenti
Lineage: Eukaryota; Metazoa; Platyhelminthes; Trematoda; Strigeidida; Schistosomatidae
Source: the annotation of a GenBank genome assembly